CUCAAUUUCCGGUUCCGGCAGUAGCGGGAGCCGGGUCGAGAUGGAGGAAGAUGCGAGCGGGGGCAGGCGGUCGUCGGGUAUGGAGGCUAGAGUGGGAGCUGUGGCCUAGGGGUCCGGGCUCGGAGUUCGCCUCAGUCGUGGCGGAACCGCCCUGAUCGGAGGAGGUCUCCAGGCGCCAUGGAGGACAAACGUAACAUCCAGAUCAUCGAGUGGGAACACCUCGACAAGAAGAAGUUCUACGUGUUUGGUGUAGCGAUGACGAUGGUGAUCCGUGUCAGCGUCUACCCGUUCACCCUCAUCCGCACCCGGCUGCAGGUCCAGAAAGGCAAGAGCCUCUACCAGGGGACUUUCGAUGCCUUCGUCAAGAUCCUGCGAGCAGAAGGUGUGACUGGCCUCUACCGGGGGUUCCUGGUCAACACCUUCACCCUCAUCUCUGGCCAGUGCUACGUCACCACGUACGAGCUCACCCGGAAGUUUGUCGCUGACUACAGCCAGAGCAACACAGUCAAGUCGCUGGUGGCCGGCGGCUCGGCCUCCCUUGUGGCCCAGAGCAUCACCGUGCCCAUUGACGUGGUGUCCCAGCACCUGAUGACGCAACGCAAGGGUGAGAGAAUGGGCCGCUUCCAGGUGCGAGGGCGCCCAGAGGGACGAGGGGUGGUCGCCUUUGGCCAAACGAAGGACAUCAUCAGGCAGAUCCUGCGGGCUGAUGGGCUCCGAGGCUUCUACCGAGGCUACGUGGCUUCCCUGCUUACCUACAUCCCAAAUAGUGCCGUCUGGUGGCCCUUCUAUCACUUCUAUGCAGAACAGCUCUCACACCUCUGUCCUAAGGAGUGCCCGCACAUUGUCUUUCAAGCCGUCUCGGGGCCCCUGGCUGCGGCCACCGCUUCCAUCCUCACCAAUCCCAUGGACGUCAUCCGCACGCGAGUGCAGGUUGAAGGCAAGAGCUCCAUCAUCCUGACCUUCAGACAACUGAUGGCAGAAGAGGGGCCUUGGGGCCUCAUGAAGGGCCUCUCAGCCAGAAUCAUCUCAGCCACGCCCUCCACCAUUGUCAUCGUGGUGGGCUACGAGAGCCUCAAGAAACUCAGCCUCCGACCCGAGCUGGUGGACUCAAGACACUGGUAACCCAUGGCGGGGAGUGAACCCCGCUGUUUGCCACACUACUCUGAGGUGAGCGCAGCGUGGGGAGGGCAGCCCCCCCCCCCCCAACGUGUCCCCACCACAUUCGCAGCCCUGUCCUGGGUCAGGGUGGCCUGUCUGGGACAGGGCAGAGACUGAACUGCUCUUGCGGAAGAGGCUCCACACCUGGACCCCCUGCUCCCAUUAUUUUUUAUUUUCUUGCCAAACUGGGCGCCCUUGCUCGGUCCCGGUCCUCAGUCCUGUCCUAAGGAAACCCACCGUCCCCACCAAUCCCACCCCACCCACCCCUGUGAGCCCUUCUUCUGGCUUCCCCUGCCAUCUGUGUCCCUGAGACCCUGACAGGAGCUGUACAUAGAGCUUGCUUACGAUCACUGGUCUUCCUCCUGGGCUUUUAGCCCGGGUUCCACCAGCUGCCGUCAGCCCUUUCCUGCUUCAUCUCGUAGGCUUGCUUGUUUUUACUUUGGGACUGAGCUGCCCACCAGACUGCUCUGCUUUUCCCUGCUGCUGGGGGUGGGGGCACGGUGCCAGGUACUUCUGCACAGGGAGUAGGAGCAGCAAAACCUCUGGUUCUCCAGAGCACUUGUCCUCUCUUUGGAGAGUUAUUAGGUCGGGGACAAAUGUUGAUACUUUGUGUGUGUAUUUUUUUAACAUCUGUGAACUAGAUACUGUCAGUCCUGCUGAAGCGCCAAUCCUGCAGUCAGAGCCCACCCCUUCCUCAGACAGGUGGAACAUGUGGCUUUUCCCUCAAUACCAGUUACUUGUCCCGUCCACGUUCCUUUGGAGCCAGCAGGCCCCGGACAUGCAGGCUCCCCAGGGCCCAGGUGACUAGAGGGGCAGGCCCAGUUCUGAGGACAUGAGUCCAUCUGGGCACGCUGCCCCGCCAGGUGGAGAGGACAGCUGGUCCGGAGCAGCCCAGGCAAGCUCUGGGCCCUCCGCUGUGGGGCUGCCCGCGUCUACACCCCAGUCACUGGGACUCACGGACUCACACGUCUCACAGUGGGAAUCUCCCAAGUCGUGGAACCACUGGUGUUUCUCUUCUCAUCCCAGUCACGGGCCUCCCGAAGGAUGCUUGGGAGAGAGUAAGGAGCGCGUCAAGAGGUCACCCGCACCAGGACCGCUGCACUUACCAGCCCGACACUGCCCAGCCAAUCUGGCCCCCGCCCAGCAUUCCUCCUUCCCCCGCCCCGCUGCCACCAAGCCUGCCGGUGCGGGGUGCGGCGCCCCUAAUGACAGUAGGUGUCCGACCCUGCACUGCACAGGUGUUGCUGGAUGAGCCUUCCCGCUUCUAAUCCAUCCCCCUGGGAAAGGCCGCGGUGCCAACUUGAAAGGUGCUAGCUACCCGAGGCCUUGACACUUCCUACGGCUGUCCCCCUUCUGUCGCCCUGGCCAGAUCUGAGCCAAACCCCGCUUCUCCACCUUCGCCGCCACCGCUGCCCAUGUGGGUCUCAUAUCUUCUUGGAUUAUCCUCCUUCACCUACUUUCGGUUUUGUGUCCCCUCUCCUCCUUUGUCAGGGGUCCCCCAGUGUCUGUCCACUAAUGGUCGCCCCCGUGCACAGGUGACUCUGAACCUCCCGCCCCAAGAGCCACCAACUGGAGAGAGGCCAGGGUCCCUGUCUCCCGCUCUCCCCGCGCCUCAGCCCUACACCUCCUCCCUGGAGGCCCAGCUGUGCUCUGGCCACACGGGCCGUGUGGUGGCAGGAGGCGGUGUGCUGCCCCGCCGCUGUCGGGGAGGUGGGGGUUCGUGCGCUCAGAUCGCUUUCCCCGCGCUCUGUGCCGGACGCCCCCCCCCCCCGCAAUCUGCCCCUCUCUCCAUCGCGCUCGCACUGGCUCGCAGUCCGAAAGGUCGCCAUGCGUCUCCGGACGGGGAGCCCUGGCCCCUGCUCUCCCAUUCAGCACGUCAGGGGCCGGGGGCGGCUUGGGUUACGGAGCGCCCGAGUGGGCAGCGGACCGAAGGCCGCGUCAGCUGGACUUGGGGGUGAGCUGGUCCGUGGCCCGAACUGGAAGGAACGUGGGACACUGGGCGGGUGGGCACGCAGGUGCAGCUGGCAUUGGUAGACUGGACUCCUGUGAACAUUAGCGGCGGACAUUCACUGUUGCACUGUACGAAGUCUCUGACGUGUAAUUAAACGUUUUUAUUGAGCCCCUGA
Ailuropoda melanoleuca (giant panda) is the source of this 3284-nucleotide messenger RNA. It is a transcript of the gene SLC25A44, whose product is annotated as solute carrier family 25 member 44. Bases 178 to 1122 code for a protein of 314 amino acids. The record is from RefSeq and is a predicted model, not a curated record. Gene Ontology annotation, biological process: branched-chain amino acid transport; branched-chain amino acid catabolic process; transmembrane transport. The transcript has 4 exons. Gene Ontology annotation, cellular component: mitochondrion. NCBI's taxonomy places the organism in Eukaryota, Metazoa, Chordata, Mammalia, Carnivora, Ursidae. Gene Ontology annotation, molecular function: branched-chain amino acid transmembrane transporter activity.